Molecule: messenger RNA, 8815 nt
Organism: Mercenaria mercenaria
Lineage: Eukaryota; Metazoa; Mollusca; Bivalvia; Venerida; Veneridae
Exons: 12
Coding region: 304-2505 (733 amino acids)
Biological process (GO): intracellular mRNA localization
Cellular component (GO): ribonucleoprotein complex; nuclear outer membrane-endoplasmic reticulum membrane network; endoplasmic reticulum
Molecular function (GO): mRNA binding
Source: RefSeq, a predicted model, not a curated record
AACAGGCUCAAUUAUGAAAAGGUGUCAAAAGUGAUAGCCUUCAUAAAAACAGCCAUGAGCCGGCACGUGCCGCUGACCUGGUUAUGGCUGUUGCAUCAUUUUUUCUGACCGCUCAAAGGGUAUGCCCCGAGAUAGCUAUGACGCAUCACUUAAUUGUCACGUGACGGUAAAAAUGGCGAUGUCAGAGUAACAUGAAUUCCAUUGCUCAACAUGUGAUGUGAAAAUAUUUGCGGAAUUCAAGAAGAUCGAUGUUUUUUUCCUGACAGAACAUUGCAUCUAGCAUUAUCCUAGCUUGUGACAAAUAUGGAUAAUGGUGAAGAUACGGAGGAAACAGCUUGUGAGGACGAAAAGGACCAAAACCUUGAGAUUUUGUCGCAAGCAUCUUCACCGGGAUCAUCACUGACAUCCUCUCAAGAUUCCCGCCGCCAGAUGAACCGACCGAACAAGAAGAAAUAUGAGGAAGAAAUGGACGAACUUCAGAAACACAUUCGUUCCAAGGAAGCUGAAAGUAAAGCUCUUGGUAACUUGAGUCCCGAGGCCUCGUCCGGUCAGCUUCGUGAGCUCCGAUCUGAAAAAGAGGCGUCCAUUAACAAGCGCAAGAAAAUAGACAACGAUUUACGUCUGCUCAAUGAAGAAAUCAAAAAGAAGAUGGGUCAGCUGUCGAAGACGGAGUCCAACCUCCAUUACAAGAAUGAGGCAAAGAUUGACGAUGCUAUAAGAAAGAUGGAAUGGCAGUUGAAGACACAGAACUUCCGGCUGCCGGAGGAACGGAAAAUUGUUGCUGAAGUUGACAAGCUAAAACGUUCAAAGAAAGUCCUUGUAGAGUACUUUGCGCAGAAAAAAGAGGUUGAUAAGAUGAGAGAAAGUCAGCGACGUAUGAGAGGAGAAAGGGAGUACUAUUACAAGGCUGUUAACAACAUUAGUAAGCGGGAGGAAGAACUGAAGAGGGCAAAUCAUGAUAAAAAAGUGAAAAAUGAAGAAAUUAAAAAAGAAUUAGAUCAGCUGUAUGCCAGGAAGAGAGAAUUGUUUAUGGAUUUCAAGCAGUGUGAAUCCGAUUACCAGCACCAGUUGAAAGAGCGUCGCCAUCGGUUACGGAAGGAGAGUUUCAAGAAGAAGGAGGAGGAGAGAAAAGCAAAGGAGGAAAUCUGGCAGAAAGAAAUGAUGGAAUAUGAAGCGCAAAGGGAACCAUUUGAAGAUGAGAAGAAUUUGUGUAACACGCUUAUAAGUUACUUACAGAAGAGGAAUAACUCGGAAAGAGAAGACAGUAUUUUAUCAAGCCCACGAGAAGAGAAGCCUGAGCAACCCAUAGGAGUUGGUUUGGCAGAUAGUCUUGAUGGUGGGAAAUACGUUCUACUUAAAAAGUCAGAAGAGGCUGAAGUUGAUUACUCUGUGGCAAACAAACCACGUCGUCGGAGUAAGAAGGGGAGGAAACUCUCUGUGACCAAGCCUCUGGCUCAUACACCACAGAUCAUUGCUCAAUUUUCAUCCCUCAAUCUGAAUGCACCAUCAAACAUGUCUGAACUGGCAGCAUCUAUAGAACAGCUUCAAGCUAGAAAGAGAUUUUACGAGGAACAGGCAGGUCAUGUAGCUAGGCCUUUGCUAGGCAGCCUCAGUGGAUCCUUCAGUUCCUCGGGGUCGCUGUCUGGAAGUCUAGAUUCUCCUCUCAGGGAACGCUCCAGUACUUGGGGCUUUGUUGAGGUCCCGCCAGCAAUAGCAGAAAACCAGACGCCAAGUGACGCAGGGAAUUCUGCCGAGAGCGGUUUCCAUGACAUGUCCCGACAGGCGAGUAAGACAGAAAGUUCUGAGAGUGCUGCAGAAUGUGCACAAAAUGACCAGGCUCUGGAGGAGCUGAUUAAGCAGUCCGCUGAGUAUGGGGAGAGUGAAACCUCAAGGUCCUCGAGUGAUACAAUAACACCUGAGGAACAUAUAGGUGAAGAGGGGGACCAGUCUAAAGGAAAUGGGUCACCGAAAACCAGUCAGGGUAACACAGACAGUACAUCUGAUAAUCAGUCCUCUCACUCCCAUGACAAUGACUCGGCAGAAUCUUCAGUAUUUGAAGAAAAUAGUGCAAAGUCAAACCUCCAAAGUGAAGAGUAUCUCAGGGGUAUUAAUGCAGAUAAUAGCAUUAGUGCUAGAAACUAUGAUAUGGAUUUCCCACCAGCUUUAAAAGCAGACAUUGUUGGGAGAAGUGAUCUAUCUAGUGAUAAACUAGACUGUGAUGUAGGUGAUAAAAACUUAACCCAGGAAAGUGUCAGUGAAUGGAAAUUAGAAAUGACUCAUUCAGAAAUGCAGUCGCCUGAUGUUGAAAUAAAUCAGUGUGACAAGACAUUGUCCGAAGAUGUAGAUGUUAUAAUUGACAAAACUGAUGGUAUUCAUGUAGAUGCUGGCAAAAACGAAACACAGACUAAAGUGCAAAGUGUUGAAACUAUAGGUGGAGCUGUUGUUAAAGAUAUAUCGGAAGUACAUGUCACAGAGAGUGAUAAAGACGAAGUUACCCAUUUGUGAUACUGGUUGAAAUUUUAGAAAAAAAAAGUAUUUUUAGAUAACUAUUUAACAAUAGUCAUAUUUUAUUGUAUGGAUGUUGCUUUAGUUGAAGAAUUAUUUGUGCCGUGCCAUGAGAAAACCAACGUAGUGGCUUUGCGACCAGCAUGGAUCCAGGCCAGCCUGCGCAUCCGCGCAGUCUGGUCAGGGUCCAUGCUGUUCGCUUUUAAAGCCUAUUGGAAUUUGAGAAACUAUUAGCGGACAGCAUGGAUCCUGACCUGACUGCGCAGAUGCGCAGGCUGGUCUGGAUCCAUGCUGGUCGCAAAGCCACUACGUUGGUUUUCUCAUGGCGCGGCUCAUUUUAAGUUUAUUAAGUUUUCUCGGGAAUUGUAAUAUGAGGUACAGGUGAUGUUUAUGUCGCUGUGCAGUUCUGUCUAUUAGCUGUUCAAUAUUGUGAAAAUAGGUUGUUCUGUAUUAUACUUACAACAUAUAAGACUGUUUCCAAAUGCAUUUUUUUUUUUUUUUUUUGAGUAAUGUAUUUCAGAGUUUUGUUGCAAAUAAUCAGAUCAGGUUUAAAUAAAUGAUGUGUGUACAUGUUGAUUUUGUCAGCAUUUAGUUAAGUCUGUUUCUGUGUCUGGUGGAUAUUUAUGAUUGUUGGUUUGGAAAAAAUAUUUUUGUGAUAACUUCAUUUGUUAAACCAUCUUUUAACCAGCCGUUUAAAAUUCAUGAAAGAUUUUAUUAUUAUUUUUGUGGCACUACCUAUACUUUCAAGUCAUCAUUGAAUAGAACUAUAUUUUGACCUUAUUCAAAAUCUGUAUAGAGUACGUACAUAUGCGCAUAAGAUGUUUUUGCGCGAACCUUAUUACAUAAAUAUUACAAAACUUACUGAAUAAAUUCUGUAUGAAAUUGCUUUUACAUAAAUGAAAGAGGAAAUUAAAUGCCCCUCUGUCAUUUCAUUUUAAUUUGAUAAUUCCAACAUUUAUUUUUGACGGAAAAUACCUGAAGUUUAUUUUUAGUAAGGUUUGAUUUAUCUUAUGAUGUUUCGUAUGAAACUUUACAGAUAUUUCUGAUUUGAAUACUGACCUUUUCCAGUUACAUUUAAAGACAGAAAUGGAUUAUUUAUUUAUUACCUUAGUUUUAUACAUACAACUUAAGCCAGUCUAUUGAUCAUGUAUGGUUAAUUUAACACAGUUAUAAUAUUUGACUGAAUAAAUGGCUCAUUGGAAAUAAUAAUGGCAUUGUGGGAAAACGCCCCAUUACUGUAAAAUUGUCACUAUUCCUGGGGGAACUAAUUUUCAUGGAUUGCAAACAAACUAAUGUCCUUUUCAUUUUGUCGUCAGAAUUUUAAAUGCACGAUUUUUUCUUCAGAAUUUUUAAAUCCGCAAACUCCAAUCCCCAUGAGCUCAGGAUUCCGUGCCCAUGAUUUAAAUAAUUUCACGUUUAGUGCACCUUCGAGAGGCAGAUAAUAUUUGUGAUAGUCUUAUCUUUUGCAAAUACUUGUUCGAAAAUUGCAUCUUCUAAAUUAAAAAUGGGCAUUUUGUCUGUAACUAUCUUUAGUUGGUAUUUGUUAUGGAUAAAGAAUAAUGACUUAAUUGUGAAAUAAAGCUGAUGUACUCUCAGUAUCUACUGUGGUGCUCAGACGACGGUACACUGAAAUGACCUCAAGCACCCUCCCUUUCGUGCAAUUUACCUUUUCCCAGGUACUUUUUCGUGUAUUUUCUUCACUUAAUUCGCUUGAAACCCUUGAAAACUCGAGCAUUUUAGACAUCCCCUUGUGACUACCAGCAAUCCGUUUUCUACUGUCUUUCUCCUUGUAGUAUCUAAUCAAAAAGUCACUUCAGUGAUUGGUUUUGAUGGCAAAAUUUUUAUGGCGCUUUUAUCAACUUAAUAGCAUUUUUAGCAUUACGGCACCAUUUAUCUUGAUGUAGUUCAUGUUUUUUUGUUAUCACUGUGUUUGUGAUGUUUGGUACGAAUGUUAAUGUUUUCUGUUAAGUUUUUUUGUUGUUUUUUUUGGUAAAUAUGCAAGAAAAAACUCAUGCAUUUGUAUAUAUUGUUUUAUUUUGUCUUUUAUUUCCGAAAUGAAAUUUUAUGUUUUAGUCAGUCAUGUUAGUUAGGGAAAUCAAUUCACUGAAAAUUUAAUUCCUAUUUAAACAGUCUGCUUUCUUUGUAAUUAACAGUUUCGCUUGUUAAUGUAGAUUACUCAGUCUAAAAUAUAUUGUGGCAGGAUUUUAAUGCCACUGUUUAAUAUUCAAAGGUUUGUCCACAGUGAUUGUAGGUUAGCCAGUAAAAUAUAUUUAUUUACUACGUAUUUAAUGGAUUAUUUAUUUUCAAGGAUCGGUACAUGCUUGGGAUUGACUUAAAUUUGUUUGAAUUCAAGUUGCCUCGAGUGCACCAGUACCUUGUUUUGUUUUAAGUUAUACAAUUGAGCCGUGCCAUGGGAAAACCAACAUAGUGGCUUUGUGACCAGCAUUGAUCCAGACCAGCCUGCGCAUCCGCGCAGUCUGGUCAGGAUCCAUGCUGUUUGCUAACAGUUUCUCUAAUAGCAGUUGGUUAUGAAAGCAAACAGCAUGGAUCCUGACCAGACUGCGCGAAUGCGCAGGCCGGUCUGGAUCCAUGCUGGUCGCAAAGCCACUAUGUUGGUUUUCUCAUGGCGCAGCUCAUAUAUCCUAAGUGCUUCAUGAUAGAAUACGUUAUUUUUUAUGUUUGCUAGUUUAGAUAAAGAUUGUUUGCCACAGACUCUCAGAAAAUAAAUUUGAUCAUUUCUCACGAUUUUUUUCUCACUUCAUGAUCUCUUAUUUAUUUCACUGUAUUUCAGUUGCAGAAUUUUUUUACGGUCCUAUAGAAUAUUGUAUUUCUAUUUUUAAGUACAAUGCCACUGUCAUGAAGUGAACGCUAACUUGAAUAUAAAAAUACGUUUGUUUUAAAGAGAUUGUUGCUUUGAUGCAGUUUAUUUUCUAACAAUGACACCUUAUUUGAAAGAAAAUAUAAGUCGUUUUUAAAGAGGUGUUGUUUUAGGGAGCAGAUGCUGUAAUGCAAUGCGAAUAAACCAGCAAAUUAACACAAAAAAAAACUUGUAGCACUAUAGUUUUGUGUCAGCAUUUUAAUUUAAAGUCUACUGUUCAGCCACAGGACCUCCGAUUGCAUUUUGAUUUUCAAACCAUUCCAUUCACAUAAUGGGUGAAUUUAUUAAUGGGUUAAUUGUAUUACUAAAGAUACAAUACAUGUUUGGUUUUGUUUAUUGAUAUCUGUAGAAGCAAGAGGGAUUGUUGGUGACCAAGACAAAAUGUUAAGGGAUACCAACAUGUCCCAAGAGCUUCUACAGAUGUUAAUAUAGAAAACACUUUGUAUUGUCGCUAUUCUUGCUUAAAAACAUCACAAGAAGACUUUAAAGUUGAUAACUUUAAUUCAGGUAAAAAUUUUAUUUACCAUUCUGUUGUUUUUGGGAAUUGUUAACGUCUUAAAUAUCCAUAACUUGGGUGCACAAAUAAGCAAUACGCAAGAAUUGAUUGGGUUGCGACUUUUAUGUUACUAAAAAGGAAACUUUUAUGGAAAAAAAGAAGACGUAGAUACCCAUUGUUCAUUUGCACAAGAAUGAUUUAUGACAUUUCUCCAUUUAACUCGUGAAAUGUAGGUUAAUGUGAAUAGAAGAUGUACCCGUCACUUUCAAAUGCAAGAUCUAGGUCACCUGUCCUUAGUAACUCGACAUUUAGAGCGACCAGAGCUUUGAUUUUCAGCAAAAAAAAUGUAUAUUUAUUAAUUUUUAUAUAUAUAUAAAAAAAAAAUUCUCAUUUUAGUCUCUCAUUUAUAUUUUUGCCAAAAACAGUACAACUGUAACGAAUUUCAUGUUUAAUUUGUCACAUGACCAAUUUUGACCAAUCAUAGACAACCGCUUUUAACUUGAUUGUAAAAUAGUCCCAGUGUUGGCAGAUUUCCAAUAUUCAGAUCAUGUUUUAGUUUGUAGAUUCUUUUGUGUUCAUAUACAAUUGCUCAUUAUUGCUUAUAUUGAGAGAAAAAAAUAUAUAAAAAAUGAAUUCAUAUUCUCACAUCAAUAAUCAUUGUGGCAUUAUACAAAACUCAUAUUAUUUACAUAUUGUUAUAUAUUUUUUGAAGAAAAACAAAUACUGCGAAAUCAUGAAUAUUCAUGGACAGAUUUUCAUGGUUGAGUUAACUAACAGAUAAAAUACCCGUUCAUUUUUAUGUUCAAAAGUUGAAAUCCAUGAUUCAUAUCCCAUCGGAACGGCCUGUUUUUAGCAAAACCAUGAAAUUUCGAGCUCAUGAAUUGAAAUGGUUUUGCAGUAUUGCCUUAAUUUGAAUAAGUUCACACAUGUAUUUAGAUGUAAAGAAAUAGUAAAAAAAAAAUGAAAAAUUGUGAUAAUUAUGAAAUAAUUGUUAAAUUUUUGUUGUAGAAAUAUUCUGACUGUAAAUGCUUCUAAAGAUGUACUGCCAUAGACAGUUUGUAUGCUUUGCAUUUCAAUGACAAAUGUCACAUAGAUUCGUAUGAAGUAAAAUGUGUUUAAAUAGAAUAACGUGUAGCUGAGUCUGUACUUGAUGAUUUAAUAAUAAUAUGAUAAGUGUAAAACAUAAAAAAAAGUAGGAAGCAAAUUGAUUGAAACUGUUGUUUGAACCAUGUGGUAUUUCUACAUUCUGUUACUUUUUUAUAAGCUCAACAGUAGUUCUGCAGGUAUUUGAGGUAGCGUACUGUUAUGACAGCCACUAAUUUAUCAUAUGAUUACAUAUUCUUUUAUGGUAUUUCAGUAUUCUCAGGUUGAUAAUGUAGCUCUUAUGAGCACCUUGCUUUCCAUGCGUACCAGAGAAUGCCGAAAUUACAAACAAACAAAAGGUAUGUAAUCAAAGGGAAAGUUUUGAUUGUCGUUAUGGACCCGCUACUCAAGAAAAAAAAAUGAGUGUGGAGAAAAAAAACUAUUUUUGAUAACAUUUAGAUGGAAAUGAACUUUUUUUCAAAUGCAAAAUAUUUUUACAAAAUUAGUUUGUUUAUUUGCAGUAAAGAAAAACAAACAAGGAAGUAAAAGAGUGUACCGGUAUACACUAUACUAUAGAGCUAGUUUGCAUAUCCUUAAAAACAGCUUAUCAUCCUAUUUUGGUCGUGUAAAGAAAAAAGUUUUGAGUUGUAAUAAGUGACAUAAAAUAUGCUUGAUCCUUCAUCACACUUAAAGAUGUACUAUGCUUCUCUUUCAGUGACAUAUUUUGACAUAAAAUAUGCAAUCUUAAAGAUGUACUAUGCACAUCUUUAACUGACAUAUUUUGGCAUAAAAUAUGCUUGGUCCUUCAUUACACUGAAAGAUGUAUUAUGCUUCUCUUUCAGUGACAUAUUUUGACAUUAAAUAUGCAAUCUUAAAGAUGUACUAUGCACAUCUUUAACUGACAUAUUUUGGCAUAAAAUAUGCUUGGUCCUUCAUUACAGUUAAAGAUGUAUUAUGCUCAUUUUUCAGUGACGUAUUUUAUCAUAAGUUAUUGAUUUAAAACUAUUAAAUCCAUGUCAGGUUUAAAUAAUCUGGCUAUAUAAAUAUGUAUAAAUAUAUAUAAAUGUUUAUUCAUGUAUGUAAUCCAACUUUGUCAGUAGAGCUGUAAUCGCAAUUAAAUGUCAUUUUUAGUAAAAGUCAUUUAUAAAAGACUUCCGGCUUUUUUAGUGGCAUUACAUGUUCAUACAGUUUUUACUUGAAUAAUAACUAGUGUGAAGGUAGUAUUUUAAAGCUGACAAAAAUACAGUACUUUUUAUACACACAGAUUUGUUUAUUUUAAGUUUAUGUGGAUUCUCUAUAAUAACUAUUCAUCUUUUCAAAUAUGAAAUUUGGGCAUAGUAUAUCUUUAAAGGUAACAGAAUAUAUAUUUUACAAUCCACCCUUAUUUUGUUUCAUUUGCAAUCAUGAUAAGGAUUUUGUUUUAUUGACAUGGUUUAUUUGUUUGUGACAUUUACCAUUUCAGUGGCUUGUAUUUAGAAUGAAAUGAUUUUUAAAAAAGCAUAUGAUUAAAUGAAAUAUAUAUUUGAAAUCAUGAUUAUUAUUAUGCAUAUAUGUUUUUCAUAUGUACAAUUUUUCUUGUGCUAAAUUUUGUAAAUUUGUGUCAUUUGUAUUCAUAAAAUAAAGUUACCAUGUUUACUAAUGUAAAAAAAAAUACAUAUGAAAAUUGACUGCUUGGCAUGGCUGAAUGUGUAUUAAAGAGUAAAAUAUUGAAUGUGCUAAUUCUUGUGACUGUGAAAAAAAUAAUAUGUUGAACAUAAAAGAUGGGUACUUAAAUUAUUGAUUUAUGUAGCAUCAAAUUACAAAAUGCUGGGCAUCCACAGAUAAACAGAUUAAAACAGUUAUUUAUCAUAAAA